Molecule: messenger RNA, 2244 nt
Organism: Physcomitrium patens
Lineage: Eukaryota; Viridiplantae; Streptophyta; Bryopsida; Funariales; Funariaceae
Product: zeta-carotene desaturase, chloroplastic/chromoplastic
Biological process (GO): carotenoid biosynthetic process
Molecular function (GO): 9,9'-di-cis-zeta-carotene desaturase activity
Source: RefSeq, a predicted model, not a curated record
UGUCUUUCAAUUCGGUGGUCGCGGUGCAACAGCACUGAAUUGGAAUUGUGUUCAAGAGGUUUGGGAUUGUGGGUUAGUGUGUGCGUGCGUGCGAGUUUGAGAGAAGGGGGUUUUGAAGCUCAGGUUGCAAAUAUUUUGGUAGCUAUGGCGGGGUUGGUGGUGCAGGCGGGGAGGUGUGCAGGGGUGGCUUCACUGUCGUUGGCUUCCUCGUCGUCGAGUCAUGUGAAGGGAUCGAUUCCAGCGCCAUGUUUUGCAGUUGUGGACCGAAAGGAUGCCAGCAGCAGACGGACAGGGAGUGUGCGCGUCACAGCCAGCUUGCAAAGCAUGGUGUCGGACAUGAGCAGGAAAGCACCGAAAGGUCUGUUCCCUCCCGAGCCCGAGGCUUACAAGGGGCCCAAGCUCAAGGUCGCCAUUAUUGGCGCUGGUCUUGCGGGCAUGUCCACCGCUGUUGAGCUUCUCGAGCAAGGCCACGAGGUGGAUAUCUAUGAGUCGCGAAAGUUCAUUGGUGGUAAAGUGGGGUCCUUUAAAGAUAAGGAUGGAAACCAUAUCGAGAUGGGUUUACAUGUCUUUUUCGGGUGCUACAACAAUCUGUUUCGCCUCCUAGCUAAGGUGGGGGCAGACAAUAAUUUACUACUCAAGGAUCACACUCACACUUUUAUUAACAAAGGCGGCAACGUUGGAGAGUUGGACUUCAGAUUUCCAGUGGGAGCACCUCUGCACGGCAUAAAAGCGUUUGUCACCACAAAUCAGCUUGAACCUUUUGACAAGGCGGCGAACGCAGUGGCAUUGGCAACUAGUCCAGUUGUGCGAGCGUUGGUCGAUCCUGAGGGGGCUAUGCGUGAUAUCCGGGACUUGGAUAAGGUGAGUUUCUCUGAUUGGUUCAUUUCUCAUGGCGGAACUCGCAUGAGUAUCAAGAGGAUGUGGGACCCUGUAGCCUACGCUUUGGGCUUUAUUGACUGUGACAACAUCAGCGCCCGGUGCAUGCUUACCAUCUUUGCCUUCUUUGCAACCAAAACCGAGGCUUCAGUGUUACGAAUGCUCAGUGGUUCUCCUGACGAGCGCUUGAAUGGACCCAUUGCUAAGUACAUCAAGGAGAAAGGUGGCAGGUUUCACUUAAGAUGGGGCUGUCGGGAGGUCCUUUAUGAUCGCACUCCUGAAGGGGAGACUUAUGUGACUGGGUUAGUUAUGACAAAGGCAACUGAGAAGCAGAUCGUCAAGGCAGAUGCAUACGUGGCAGCUUGUGACGUGCCAGGAAUUCAUAGACUAUUGCCACAGCCUUGGCGUGAGUGGGAGUUUUUCGAAAACAUCUACAAGCUUUCAGGAGUUCCCGUGGUGACAGUGCAGCUGCGAUUUAAUGGUUGGGUUACUGAAAUGCAGGAUUUGGAAUCUUCAAGGCAGCUGCAACGAGCUGCUGGGGUGGAUAAUCUGCUGUAUUCAGCUGACGCUGAUUUCUCGUGUUUCGCGGAUCUAGCAUUGACUUCACCUGAGGACUACUACAAAGAAGGAGAAGGCUCUCUUAUUCAAGCGGUUUUGACUCCCGGAGAUCCAUAUAUGCCCUUGCCAAAUGAAAAGGUGGUGAAGGCCGUCCAUGAACAGGUUCUGCGUCUCUUCCCCUCGGCCAAUGGCCUUGAAAUGACAUGGUCAUCAGUGGUGAAGAUAGGGCAGUCAUUGUACCGUGAAGCACCAGGCAUGGACGUGUUCCGACCUGACCAGAAGACUCCCGUCUCCAACUUCUUCCUUUCAGGGUCCUACACCAAGCAGGAUUACAUUGACAGCAUGGAGGGAGCGACUCUGUCAGGACGACAGACCUCUGCUCGCAUCAACGAAGCAGGUCAAUUUCUUCACGACCUGCGACAGAAAGUGGACAAGACAGAAGUAGAGGCGUCCCUAAAUGAGUUGACGUUCGUGUAAACGGUGAACGUUGAGAGCUGAGUUUAUAUUGACUGGAAAACUGAGAAUUGUACUUAAGGAACUUUUGAUCAUCGUCUCUUCAAGGCAAAGCCUGUGGAAGCACAGACUUAGCCUUACUGGGUCACCUAGGCAAGCACUUGGUUCUUUAAUGGACUCGAUGUGUUUAUUUUCUAAAAAAAUUGAUUCUUUUAGAGGCGUUUGAAUAUGUAAAAUGAUGAAAAUUAUCUCAAUGUGCUAGCACCGAGGGUUCAUGUACACUCGUAGUGGAGUUGGCAAACAAACUGCCGAAAGGGCAAACCAUUUAAACAAAGUUGCAAACACGGUGAUAGUAAA